UGAGUAUGUGUGUACGAGUGUGCUUACUUAUCUGGCCACAUCUGGAGAACAGAGGUCCACUAUCACUUGCCACCACCUUCUUUGUUGAACUAAAUUGUACUAUUUCCUUUUGCUGUCCACAUUGGAAUCUUAUGCUUACAUUUUAAAAUUAUAAUAAUUGGAUGAACAACUUUUAGCUUGACACACACAUGAAUUCAAAAUCUGUGGUUUCUGGUGGUCUUUUUACAGGCUCUGACUGCUCUAACUGUUUCUUCACUAGUUGGUAUUUAGUGUGCUUGCUUUAGCCAGGCAUUAUCUGUGUAGAACAACUUUGGUAGAGUGAUGAGCAUACAAUAACUUGUGUGUGUGUGUGUGUGUGUGUGUGUGUGUGUGUGUGUAUAUAUAUGUGUGUGUGUGUGUGUGUUGGCAAACUAGAUAUGUAUACACACAGAGAGAUAGAUGACAAAUAGCUAAGUAGAUGAUAGAUAGAUGGAUGGAUAGAUAGGUAGAUAGAUAGAUAGAUAGAUAGAUAGAUAGAUAGAUAGAUAGGUGACCACACACCUUUCACUAUAUGAUGGUAUAGUAUCUCCCUUAGAGGAUACAUCCCUCUCCUCACCAAUGUUUGUCAGCACGUUGAUCUUGAGUCAGAAUUAUGAGAAAUAUUUUUUCAUUAUGUAUGAAUGAUCUGGUCUUAGGUAUUUAGUUGUUGCAACACACACACACAAACAUGACAAUAGAAUUAUACUGUACUGGUUCAACAGUAACGCUGGAUAUUGACUGAGACAAUUUUCUCAUUUCUUAUCAACUGUAGGAACAGAGGUUAGCAACAGUGCUGUAAAUCAGGAAUGCUACUAGAGCAUGGGAUUGCUCCUGAUCACAAUGUGCUUGGUGUAUUAUAAAAUGUUAAACCAAGUCCGGAUACUGUGAGAAGAAAGGAUAUGAAGUUGACAACAGGGGUGGACUCUCAGAGUUAAUCGAACCCCAGCCAGCUAUGUGACUGCUAAAGAAAUCACUUCACUUAGAUAGCUUUCACUUUCUUUUUGAGUUAAAUCAAAGAAUCAAAUUGAUUGUCUGCUCUCAGGGGGUCUCCCGCCAAGUGAAUGAUGCUUUCCACUCUGCCUUUGGAGACAGGAAGAGUCUCCCCUCCUUCCCCAAAGGUACAGGUGAGUGAUCAGAUUGUGAUGCAUACUGGGUAAAAAAAAACACACACACACACACACAUACACACACAAAAACCCAGUCCAGUUCUGAUUAUGCUUUAGACUCAGAGGACCUUCAGUGCUACUAGGAGGGGUCACCAUCCCCACCUUGCAAUUCUGAAAGACUUGUAAACAAAUACACACAAGGUCUGAAAAAGCCAGAUAUUUUAAUAACGGUUCACGGAUCGCUUAGCCAGAAAACACAUGCAAUUUUCCCUCAGCCAGACUAACUUGGCAUUCUGAAUACAGGCUCAGAGGGGAGGGGCUGGGCCUCUCCACGCAGGAACUGGAGUCAGAGGCUUCCCUUGCUGCCUGCAGGGAGAGACCAUUAAGAAUGCCUCUCAGUGCCUGGUUUCCUGAGGUAUCUGAGAGUAGACAGGCGACCUCGAGGAAUCUGAGCACAUCUCACCGGCAUUUCUGCAGGAAUCAGGAUGCAGGCCAAAUACAGCAGCACAAGGGACAUGCUCGAUGACGAUGACACCACCAUAAGCCUGUAUUCUGGAACAUCCACUGUCACCAGACGAGCAGAGCCCAGGCACUCAGAGAAUGGGACACCCUCUUCAGUUUGGCGCCCAGUGGCCCUGACCCUGCUGACCUUGUGUUUGGUGUUGCUCGUUGGCCUGGCAGCCCUGGGCCUUGUGUUUUUUCAGUUCUACCAGCUCUCCAAUACCCAGCAGGACAGCAUCACUGAAAAGGAUGAAAGGCUGGGGAACAUGUCCCGACAACUACAGUCCCUCCAGACCCAGAACAGAAAACUCACUGAAACUCUGCAGCAGGUAGCCGUAAAACUGUGUCGUGAACUUUACAACAAAAGUGGAGGACAUAGAUGCAGUCCUUGCCCAGAAAAAUGGAAGUGGCAUGGGAACAAAUGUUAUCAGUUCUACAAAGAAAGUAAAACCUGGCAAAGCUGUGAAUACUUCUGCCUGGCUGACAAUGCCACCAUGCUGAAGAUAAGCACUCAGGAAGAGCUGGGCUCUCCCGCAAUGGCAGUGGCAAAGCCUGGCUGUGGACAGAUGGGACACCUUACUCCUUUGAACUGUUUGAGAUUAUAAUAGAUCCCACCAACCUAAGAAGCAGGGACUGCAUGACCAUCUUCAAUGGAAAGGCUUACUCUAAGGACUGCAAAGAGCUGAGGAGGUGUGCCUGUGAGAGGGUGGCAGGAAGAGUGGUCCCCGAGGAGCUCCAGUAGGGGACAUGAAGCACUGGAUAAAAGGGGCCAACAGGUCAGCUUCAACCACCAGCAAAAGGAUUGUCAAGGGAGGGCAACGUGAAGGAGAUUCAAAGCUUUGGGAAACAGAGAGGCAGCUGCUGGGCCUGGUAUAUGAGAGGUUCUCCUGGUUCCAGCUCAGCAUUAUCCAGGCCUGGGCUUUACUUCUUGCCCACAUUUUCCAAGCACAAAAAGUCUUACUUGUGAACCACCUAGCCCCAGGAAGCCAUAGAGUUGUCCUUUUCGAUUUACAGAAGAUUUUCAGCUUUUUCCCUUCUCAGGGUCUGUUAUUAGCCUCUGCUUCAUGUCUCUCUUAUUCUUGGAAAAGUGAGAAAUAUAAGAAAAUAGAAGGGUUGAUACAAAGAGCACAAACUGGGUGUGCUGGUAUCCACACAAGUAUUGGUCACAGCACUUGGAAGGAGGAGAAAGACAUGAGAAGUUCAAGGCCAGCCUCAGAUACAUAGUUGAAGGCCAUCCUAGGCUACAUGAUACAUCUUCUCAAGUAACAGGGAAAUAAAGGAACAAAAGAACAAGAGAGAAAAAAAGAAGAAUUAAAACAGAAAUGUGAAAAAGCAAAGUGAAAAGAGAGAACAGAAGAAAAAGACUUGGCGUCCUUUAUCCUAACAGACAGUCCAAGAAAAGCUAGCAGAAGUCCCCACCCCUGUGCUGCUCUACACACAGACAAUUUUGUGUGUGUGCGUCCAGUUCACACUUGGCCUUUUCGAGGCUUUCAAAAGUGACUUCACCUGUUGCAUCCGUGUCCAGCUUUCCAGCUGAUACAGUUCACACUAUGUCAAUCACCACUCCAUCAAAUGUGUCUUUCCCUAAACCCGUCUCCGAGGAAAGAGACAACUCUGAUCUAAAUUAGAAUUAAUAUCCCUGUACUCCCAAAGAGACAAAGCCUAGAAAACACGAUAACAAAACAAACAAACAACAAAUAUCAAAUAACAACAAAAUCUAAAACAGUCUCUGUAUAUGCACGGAUAAUAGUUCGAUUUCUUCUGCCAUCAUGUUUGAACAACGUUUAUACCUUUCAGGUACUGAAUGUUUAAUAAUAAUAUGUGUAAAUAAUGUGAAACGGGUGAGGUUCUAGAGUGGGUUUGUGAUUUGGGAGGGGAGUAUCAACAAAGGAAUCCUUUUCAUAAUAUGGAAACAAUCACUUCUUGACUGCUUGUGCAUUGACAAUUGGUAGGGCCACUCUAAAGAUAUUGUUUAUGACAUUACUUAAGUAUAAGAAAGUUUUCAAAGCAUAUUGUCUUCAAGAGGAUGACCUUACAAUAUUCCUAAAGUGAAAUGUUUGAGGCAAAAUCAGGACAAUGAGCUUGGUAUGUUGACUAACGGAGUUGGGGGAGAGGCACAAUUUCUCAACAGGCGUGGGAUGAGAAAGAGAAGCUGUGACAUCUGCACAGCCAGACUCUUGACUAGACAUAAGUUUCUCUGGGUGGUGACAUUCAAAGCCACAACAGGGUCUUUGUUCAUAGCACCAUGCCAAGUGGUUUCAUUGCUGUAACAUUCAGGGGUUGGAAGUACCAACAAUAGAUUUUUCACACUCUAAAUUUUCAAUAAUAAAAGUUGGGAAACAUCUAUUUCAUGAUGAAAUUACAAUUAAAUUAGCUCUUUGUUAUGAAAAACAAUUCCAUAUUUAUUUUCAUAAGACUUAAUUUUAUUACUGUCAUUUAUCUAGACAUUACUGGGAGGCUACUUGAGUUUUCUUUUAGAUUUCCGUCAUGUUUGCUAGGGUAGGACUUCAAUAUUGAAUUAUAUGCAGGUUUCCUGGGUCAAGCAAACAGAAUAUUUUUAAAACCGUAUAUUGGCGGUUUUAAAAUGGAGGAUUUGGGUCCUUCUUGUUUUGGUUUGUUUAUUGAGCCAAUCACCCCAUGUCAUGUAGCUUACUAAAAUGUGGGAAUAUUUAUAGUCUCCCUAUGAGAUUACUUAAAAUUAGGUGUGAAGUUAGUCUCAUGAUGUAGGUUGCAAUAUAAAAUGUUUUGGAAAUUAAGAAAAUAUUCUAAAUGUUUUAGUGAUUCUUUAACUAUAGGGGAACCCAAAGGCAGCAUCUGUAUUCAUUAAAGAGAAAAAGUAUUCUCAAAUAUUUUCCGUAAUUAACAAAAUAAUGCCUGUUGCUUCUGUUUGGUUAAAUUGUCUAAUACAGUAUUUCAAAAUAUGGAAUAAAGAUCAAGUCCAUCACUAGGCAAUUGUUAUGUAAACCUACUUCAGAAGGAACCAGUAGUCAGCAAGAGAAAGCCAGUUACUUUUUGUACUUGUAAAAGAGGGUCAUGGUUCUCAUUUAUGCUUUGACUCCUGGCAUUCUAGGCUCUGGGAGGGUGACAUGUGUCUCUCUACCAUUAGCUAUCUAAAGGGUGAAAAGCAUUCCCAUUUGCAAUCUGAGACCUCAGCAAACUGCCAUUUCAGGUGGAAAAAGAGAAAAAUAGUAUUUAUUUGAUAUAUUUUCUUUCCUUGAGACUAUCCUUCGCCAUUAUCCAUAACUCCCCUUCCUGUAUCCAAACCCCACACUAUUGAUAACACCAUAGGCAAGCAUUUCAAAAAAUGAGAACAGGGGAUAUGGUCCAAUAUUGCCUCCAGAACACUUAAAAACAUAAGAAGUGAUUGUAAAAUGAAUUUUAGAGAAGGCUUUCUGUUAAUAAAAGAUGGAAAGUACAUGAACUGGCUCUCCCAGGACGAGAAGAACGUGAAGACGUUUUAAUAGUCUCUGCUGUGUAGGUAAUUGAGAUGAAAAACUGCAGGAAGAGUCAAACAGAGAACAUGGCCUUUCCCAGAGAAUGAGCUCCCUCGGGUACACAAUGAGCUAUUUCUUUUCCUGAGGAUAUUGAGCACUCUCAGGACUUAUCAGCAGGAAGCAGGUCAGGAGCCCAGUGACAGCAGGAAGUUUGAGGAGGGCAAGAGGCAGCUUUUACGUGGGGAAUACAAAUAGAUUACAAACAUGGCACAAUGGUUGAGUGGUCGUCCUGUGACCAGCCUUAAUGUUUGGGAGUCAAGUGCCUUUUUUUUUGAAAGAUACAAAAUAAUAUAAAACAAAAUAAAAAUGCCACGUGACUUAAGAUAGACAAAAUCCACUCUAUGAAUAGAUCUUUAGAGUCUAACGCCAAUCGUAUCAUUCUAUCAAUAUUAUUAUUUCAGUAUUUUAUUGUUGUGUUUAGUGUGCAGUACUGUGUAUCUGUUUUCAAGUGUAGAGGAAUUUUAUUAUUUUUCUCUUUUUAAAAAGUUCACUUAGUGAGAUGGAUUAAAAGCACCUAAUUCAUCAUUGGUAGGAUUAGGACAUUACACUGAUCCUCUUGUGGCUAAUUACUGGACAGGUAUCCUGGAUCACUGGCAACCUGCAGUGAGACCUCUCCCAACUGCUCCGUCUGUGUAAGUGCAGCAUGGCUGCCUGGGACACUGUAGGCAAUUGUGUUAGCUGCACUGUGCAUACAUCUCUGGCUGGUAAACGCAGCACCCUAUAUACAGGGUGGAUAACAUCAGCUGCAGGAUGUUUGCGUUCGGUUCCCUUGUACUUUUUUUUUUCUCGAAGAAUUGUCCGUGCUUCCCAUCCUCUCUCUAAACAUAGCUGGAUGACAAGCCUUUGAAGAAGCUCAGAGACAAACAGUCUUCAACGUUAAAAAUCACCAUUGUUCCUCCGUUUUCCAGAUUGGUAUAUUUAGCUACCAGCUGCCAGCUGUGCAAACCAAACAGCCUACAACUUUCACAGUCUGUGGACUCUUUACUCUCCCAGGAUCAGCAGAAAGCUAAAGAAAUUUCUUCUCCUUUUUCUGAGAGAGAGAGAGAGAGAGAGAGAGAGAGAGAGAGAGAGAGAGAGAGAGCAUGUGUGUAUGUGUGUGCAUGUAUGUAUUGCUUCCACCUUUUAAACACCUCAUCAAGGUAAAUAAACAAAACCAAGACAAAGACAUGAUCAUCUCAUUGCGACAAGACCAUAGCCACUGAGAAAUGACCUUCAAGUCAAAGGAAACUUAGUUUCCUUAAAUAAUUUCUGCUGCUUCUUUGGUUAAUUAGGUAUCAUCAUCAUCUUCAUCAUCAUUGUCUUCGUCAUUAUCAUCAUCUUUCUCUUCUUCAUCAUCAUUACUAUUCUUAUUUAUCUAAGUUAUGCCUUUUUAAUGUGAAGGGAAUGAUAAAAAUGUACUUCUCAGCUUCUUUUUCUCAAAAUAAAAGAUUAAAUACAAUCA
Rattus norvegicus (Norway rat) is the source of this 6560-nucleotide messenger RNA. RefSeq names its product C-type lectin domain family 1, member A (gene Clec1a). Gene Ontology annotation, cellular component: membrane. Gene Ontology annotation, molecular function: carbohydrate binding. The record is from RefSeq and is a predicted model, not a curated record. Lineage: Eukaryota; Metazoa; Chordata; Mammalia; Rodentia; Muridae.